AUGGACGGGCUCGACGAGUUUGAAAAGACGCUCGCUGCCGAAAAGGCCGACCGCGAGCGCCAGGAGCUCCGCAAGCACCGGCACCACCACCGUCGUCACCACCGACAGGACCGCGACGACGACGACGACGACGACGGCCAUAGACACAAGCGAAGCCGCCGUUCUCGAGACGAUGCCGAUGACGGCCACCGACGACAUCACCGAUUGCGGCACACCCAUCGACACGACAAGCAAUCGGAUCCAAAGCAAGACCUGCCGUGUCCCGACGACGAGAAGCCCCGGACCCAGGACCCCGUCGGCCAGUCCAAGUCCUCUGAACCACUUGUGCGCGAUGCGUGGAUGACGGCGCCCUCGGCCCUGGACGUCGAGCACAUCCACCGAUCCAACCGCAGCAAGCCCAAGCCCCCGACCGACGAGCCCAAGCGCGUCAUUCACCACCGCGAGCUCAACCAUUCUCUGCAAGCGCUUGACGAUGAGGCACAUCCCCCGCUCCCCUCCAAGCGGACUGUCGACUACACAUUUGGCGACGCGGGCUCCUCGUGGCGCAUGACCAAGCUCAAGACCGUUCACAAGACCGCCGAGGAGACCGGGCGCUCAGUCGAGGACGUGGCCGUCGAGCGGUACGGCAGCCUGGAGGAGUACGAUGACGCGCAAGAGGAAAAGGCCGAGCUAGCGCGGAGGUGCAUUUAUGGAACCGGCUACAAGGAACGCGAAAAACCGACAGGCGAGCUCUCCCGCGAGCGGCAGCGGAAACAGCCCGCCGAGGAGCAGAACCCGGGCUCAGACCAUCAGCCAGAGCAGGGAGCCGUCAUCCCCGACGAGAUGGUGGUGGCGCCCGCCACGGACAGGACGGCGCUCAACAGGCUGCGCGCCCAGACGAUGAAGGCCAAGCUGCGCCGGGCGCCCGACGCCGCCCAGCUUGAGCAAGAGUACAACCGCGCCGCCGCCGCCCAGGCAUCGCAGCCCGUCGCGCCCGAGGCCGUCGUGCUGGGCGUCAUGGAGAGCCGGCAGCUGGCGGGCCCGCGCGGCGAGGUCAAGGCCGUGACGACGCGGCGGGGCCGGGAGCGCGGCGCCGUCGAGGAAAACGACGACAUGACCAUUGACGACAUGGUGCGCGAGGAGCGGCGGACCAAGGGCCAGGCGGGCGGCGAGGGCAUGCGGCUGGCAGAGCGCAUCGCCAGGGACGGGCGGUUCGCCGACAGCCUCGAGUACAUGGACGACAACGCGGCGCGGCUGGCGCGGCGGGUGCACAAGAGCGAGAUCAGCCUCAAGAACAUGGCCGUGGCCGAGGUGCAGCGCGCCACGCGGGCGCUCGACCGGUGCCCACUGUGUCACGACGAGGACGCCGGCCACCCGCCGGCGGCGCCCGUCGUGGCCCUGGGCACGCGCGUCUUCCUGACGCUGGCGACGCAGCCCGAGGUCAGCGAGGGCGGCGCCGUCAUCGUCCCGCUCGCCCACCGCGCAAACCUGCUCGAGUGCGACGACGACGAGUGGGAAGAGGUGCGCAACUUCAUGAAGAGCCUGACGCGCAUGUACCACGACCAGGGCCGCGACGUCGUCUUCUACGAAAACGCGGCUCAUCCACACCGCCGCCCGCACGCCGCCAUGGCCGCCGUGCCCGUCCCCUACGACCAGGGCGCCGUCGCGCCCGCCUUUUUCCGCGAGGCCAUGCUCGCCGCCGACGAGGAGUGGGCGCAGCACCCCAAGGUCAUCGACACGCUGGCCCGCGCGCGCGACGGCGGGCUCGGCCGCGCCGCCUUUCGCCGCUCGCUCGCCCGCGAGAUGCCCUACUUCCACGCCUGGUUCGCCCUCGACGGCGGCCUGGGCCACGUCGUCGAGGACCCGCGCCGCUGGCCCCGCGGCGACCUGUUUGCCCGCGAAGUCCUCGCCUCCGUCGUCGGCGCCGAGCCCGACGUUGCGCGCCGCCAGGGCCGCUGGGUCCCGGGUGCCGACUCUGCGCGCGUCGAGGCCUGGCGCCGGGGAUGGCGCCGGUUCGACUGGACCAGGGCGUUGGUGGACGAGGGCGGGGGGUCAUGA
Molecule: messenger RNA, 2037 nt
Organism: Hirsutella rhossiliensis
Lineage: Eukaryota; Fungi; Ascomycota; Sordariomycetes; Hypocreales; Ophiocordycipitaceae
Product: pre-mRNA-splicing factor cwf19
Exons: 2
Coding region: 1-2037 (678 amino acids)
Biological process (GO): mRNA splicing, via spliceosome
Cellular component (GO): post-mRNA release spliceosomal complex
Source: RefSeq, a predicted model, not a curated record